AUGAGCUUCGAAGAUGUUUCCUACUGUCCGACGCGGACAAGUGCAUGGGGUGGUGAGGUUGCCGUAAGCACAUAUGGCGAGCCACAGUACGCAGACUACUCAAAGGUUGAGUACUUCCAGCCGUCAGAUGCAGAGGAUGAUCAAAAGCCCAUAGACCAGAACGGAGACGGACAAGAUGGAGGGAUACCGGCAGGGGAGGAUGAAUGGGCAACUCCCAUGACGGCAACCCAGAAAAAGGCUGCCAAAAAGGCAGCAAAGAAGGCAGCAAAGAAAGCCGGUGCCGAGGUAGUACCGGAACCACCCAAGGCCGAGGAGCCAGAGGUUGUCCCGGAAGACGAGCCAGCAACGCCAGGGAAGAAGAAGAAAUCAAAGGGCAAGAAGACCGCCGUUGAGGAGAUGCCCGCUCCUCCAGCCGACGACGGCGAGACUUUGGAGAGUUCAAAGUCGAAAAAGAAAUCAAAAGGCAAAAAGGGCGCCGAACUUUCUGAAGACGAGGACGAUAAGAAGGGAAAGAAAAGCAAGAGCAAGAAGUCUGGCCCCGAUCCUUCACCUGAGGAACCAAAGGAGCCAGCCUUGGCCGCUGGUGAGGACGAGUGGGACGAGCCCAAGUCAAAGAAAAAGUCUAAAGGAAAGAAGGUUGAACCAGAGUCUGCUCCGGUAGAGGAGGCUGUUCCAGAGACCUCUAAGUCAAAGAAAAAGAAAAGCAAAAAGAGUGCUCCUGAGCCAGAGCCAGUGCUACCAGCGGAAGAGGCAAAGGCCAAAGACGAGGAUAAGGAACCUGCUGCUGAUAAGCCCUCAGCACCUGCCGAAGAGACCCCGGCACCUACCGAGGAGCCCCCAGCACCUGCCGAUGAACCCCCAGCACCUGCCGAUGAACCCCCUGCAACUGCCGAGGUCACUACACCUUCGGCUGAUGAGGUCGUAUUCGAGGAGGUGAAGAAAUCAAAAAAGGAUAAGAAGAAGAGUAAAAAGAAGGCAUCCGAAGAGCCGCCGCCACCACCUCCUGCCCCGGUCGAGGAGGUGAAAUCCUCGAAAAAGGAUAAGAAAAAGAAGAGCAAAAAGGGUGCAUCAGACGACACUCCGCCCCCGCCGCCUCCUCCCCCACAAGAAGAUGCAGCUCCAGCAGCUCUCGAAGCAGAAUCGGCUCCCAGCACUGUAGAGGAGCCGGCCACUCAACUAGCCGAGGAAGCACCUGCACCCAGCACCGACGAGAAGUCAGCAGAUGCGGCCCCUGCCCCAGAACAGCCACCAGCGGAUGCUGAGGUCGCCGUCGACCAGAAAGCCGAUAACCCUACUCCCGAAGAGGCAGCCCCACCAGCAGAUGAUACACCUGUCGUGCUAGAAGCUGAGAAAGAUGCCACAGCCCCCGAAGAACCAGCUGCGCCAGCUGUAGAAGCAGAUGCUGCACCAGUUGCUGACAAGGAUGCUGUUGUCGAAGAAGCGGCAGCAACGCCGGCUGCUGAUGCGGAAGCGCCUCAAAAAUCAGAAGAACCUGCCGAAGUACCUGUUGAGAAGAGCGCUGACGCAGCUGUCGAUGCUGCUGACACUCAGAUCGCCGACAAGGCAGCCGACCCGGCCGGGGAAGAGAGCGCCCCAGCUGCUGAAGUACCUGCGCCGUCAACUGCAGCGGAUCCACUUGUUGAGGACGGACCGACUCCCGCUGCUGAGGAACCGGCAUCUGAAAAGCCCACAGAGGAAGCUGCUCCCAUUUCCGAGGCAACGACAACGGAAAAGGCUUCAGAGGAUGUCGAUCCCACGGCGAAGACUGAAGCUCCCGCAGUGAACGAAGACGUAGUUCCGCCUGCCGAUGCCGAUGAAGCUGCCCCGGCGACCGUCGAGGUACCAGAACCUUCUAGUGCAGAAACAGCAGUCGAUUCAGCCAUCAAGGAGGAAGUCCCCGCCAGCUCAGAAGACGCGACUCCAAACAAGGCCGAAGAUGCAGCACUGCCCUCGACUACUGAGACUUUACCGGCUGCGGACGAUGUUCCUCCACCCGCCAAGAUCGACGAAGCCUCUCCGCCCGUUGAUGAACAGGCAACCUCGAAAACAGAUGCCCCGGCCGAUGAGGUGAACAAGGAAGAAGCUCCUGCAGUUUCAGACAACGCUAGCGCUGAAAAGGCCGAGGGACCCGCAUCUUCGAUCGACGAACAGAAGCCCGCCACGGACGCUCAGGAGCCCGGUGUUCCGGAGACUAAUGAUGAAUCUGACACUUCCAAUGACGCGGCUGCUCCAGUUGCUGAAGAGUCUACACCUGCAGUAGUUGCAGAAGCCCCUCCGGUUGCUGAAGAGGCAGCAGCGACAGUACCAGCUCCCGCGGAGGAAACCCAGGAUGUAGCCGACGAGGCUGUACCUUCUGAUGUCAAGGAAGAGAGCACCCCUGCCCCUGUGGAGGAAGCCCCUGCGAUUACUGAGGAAGCGCCAAAGGACCAGCCAGCCGACGUCGCUCCCCCAGCAGAGCCAGAGUCUGUAGCACCCGCGCCAGCGAAGGAACCCGAAACGGAACCAUUACCGCUUUCAAACAAGGAUAAAAAGAAGAAAAAGAAGAAGGGAAAGUCAGGCACAGCGACUCCCAAGGAAGCCGUGAUUUCAUCUCCGCCACCUGAGCCUGAAACAAAGCAAGAACCAGAGCCUGAGAUGAAGCAAGAGCAGGAGCCUGAGACUCAGCAAGAGCCGGAACCCGAGCCCAAGCAGGAACCAGAGCCUGAGACUAAGCAGGAACCAGAGCCUGAGACUCAGCAAGAGCCGGAACCCGAGCCCAAGCAGGAACCAGAGCCUGAGAUGAAGCAAGAGCAGGACCCUGAGGCUAAGCAAGAGCCGGAACCCGAGCCCAAGCAGGAACCAGAGCCUGAGACUAAGCAGGAACCAGAGCCUGAGACUAAGCAGGAACCAGAGCCUGAGACUCAGCAAGAGCCGGAACCUGAGCCCAAGCAAGAACCAGAGCCUGAGAUGAAGCAGGAACCAGAGCCUGAGCAGUCCCCAUCUUCCAAAAAGGACAAGAAAAAGAAAAAGAAGAAGGAAAAGCUUGCUGCUGCCACAGACGAGACAAAGAGCGCGGGUACUCCCUCGCCCGCGGAGCCAGACCUUGUCGAGGCAGCGCCCGUGGCAGCAGAACCGGUUGAAACACCUCCCACCGAUGCCGCAGCCGUUGAAGCAACACCCAUCGAGGCAGCACCAGCCGAGCCAAGCGCUGCUGAGGCGAACCCAGCGGCAACAGAUGCAGUAGAUGUGGCACCAGUUGAAAUGGCUCCCGCCGAGACAGCGCCAGUUGAAGCAGCAUCCGUUGAGGCAGCAGCAGCUGAAUCAACCGCAGCUGAGGCGGAGCCAGUGGCAACAGCUGCUGUAGAUGUAGCACCGGUUCCGGUUGAUUUAGCGCCAGUAGAAACGGAUCCUGCCGACGCAGUUCCCACCGAGGCAGCAACAUCAAAGGCGGAGCCCGUGGAGGCUGAACCCGUGGACACAUCUACUUUAAAUGUAGCUUCUGCAGAGCCAGAGGCUUUAGUAGCACCAGUAAAGCCCGACACAGAAGAGCCUUCUCUUUCAUCCAAAAAGGACAAGAAAAAGAAGAAAAACAAGACUGUGGCUGAUGUGGCUCCUGAUGAAGCUGAAGCUCCUGCGGAACCAGACACUAGCGUCGCGGAAGAGGCGGCGACACCAUCGAAGAAGGACAAGAAGAAAAAGAAAGACAAGGGCGUAAAUGCAACCCCUGUCGAAGCUGCAACUCCAGUUGAGGAACCAGAACCGGAACCGGCAGUGCUUUCCAAGAAAGACAAGAAGAAAAAGAAGGGCAAAGGUGCAUCGGACCCUGAGCCUAUCCCAGAAGUCCAGCCUCCCGUUGCACAAGAAGAGGAGAUACCAGCAUCCUCGAACAAGGAUAAGAAGAAAAAUAAGGACAAGGGUACGGCCGACACUGAGGCUGAAAUCGGCAACGAAACCAGUUCUCUAGCAGCGCCAGAGACCCAAGAACUCGGCGACGAGACCAGCUCUCCAGCAGAGCCAGAAGUCCAAGAGCCCGAAGAGAAUAUGACGGAAUCUUCUAAAAAAGAUAAGAAAAAGAAGAAGAAGAAGGACAAGGCUGCUGAAUCCGAGCCCGUCGAAGCUCCUCCACCUCCCAAGGCGGAAGAGUCCGAAGAAGACUUGUCCGUGACGUCCAAGAAGAAACCAAAGAGCAAGGACAAGGACAAAGACCAGGACAAAGACAAGAAGAGCAAAAAGGACAAAAAGAGCAAGGCCGGCAAAGCGGUCGCAGCUGCAGCGGUUAUUGCACCUGCAGCAGUCCUUACCGCAAGCGCCCUUGAAGCCGAUGAGCCAGAAGAUCCGCAAGUCGCUGAUGACAGCGGCGCAGUGAACGGAGAGGAACCGGCAGAUCUUGCAGAGGAUAAUGUGCCGCCAGUGACAGACGUUCCGUCUGAAUCUGUUGAUGUAGUGGAAGCUCAGGAAAAUGCUACCGCAAACGACGCCGUCGACGUAGCGACUGGUGAGGAACCGGCGGAGUUGGCUGCUCCUGACGAGAGUGGGUCUCCCGUUUCAGCCGAGAAUGAGCCGCCGACCGCGGCACCCCAGGCGGAUGAUUCUGCUCCCAAAGACUCGGAGGUCGAUCCUUGCGAGCCGGAAGCGCCAAUCAAACCAACAGAUGUGGAGAGCGAUGUUAUGCAAACCUCGGAGGCUGUGUCAGCAGACGCACAUGAACCUGAGAAAGAUACCACCGAGUCCUCAGAAGGUAUACCACCAUCCGAUUUGCCUCCCGAUUCCGAGCAAAACGUAAUGCCUGAGGACGCAGCAAAUAUCGUACCUCCUACAGAAGAGCUUGGGAGCGGUAUGGCAGCUGAUGAAACUCUUGAGAAAGCUGCCGAGGCCCCUGCCGGCGAUGAGCAGGUAGCUGCGAAAGCCGUUGAUAUGGCGGCGCCUCAAGAGGAGGCUGUCGUCAAAGAAAACAGCCUCGAGAAUGAUGCAAGUUCACACCAGCCAGUCGCAGAGGCUGAACCUGCUUUGGUCGAUGUUGUUUCUGAGAUUGAGACCGAGGUGCCUUCAGCGGAGCCCGUGAACCUUGAAGAGAUUGUCGUAUCUGAAGAAGCCCAGCCCGCAGAGCACAACGAUGACCAAGCACCUGUCCCUGAAACCAGCGAUGCUGCUCAAGACAAAGUGGCCGAGACGGCCGAGGCAGGUGACGAGCCUGCAGGGGAGCCAUUAACAGCAGCAGAGCCUGCAACUGACCCUGAGCCCACCUCUGACACCCCAAUGGUGGACGAACCGACAGUACAAGAUGAUGCUGCACCAGCAGCUGAUUCCUCAACUGACAAGUCCGAGAUCCUGGACGAGGCUCAGGAUAAGGCGGUUGAUGAGGCACCUGUGGAAGCCCUAGAUGCCGAGUCUUCUGAGCCUGUGUCAAACGAUACCUCUACGGUUGAAGCUCCUGAUCCAGUCAAUGUGCCGGAAUCAUCUACCCAACCAGAGGAUGAGCCAGUGGCUGUAGCGGGCGUAAGCGAGCAGCCUGAAGCGGGAGCAGUCGAGGAGGCAUUAACGCCAGUCGAAGAAACGCUGGCCGAGCCGGCAGUUAUCCUCGAGGCCGGCAGCAGCGAUCCCGACGAAGCAGUCAGCUUAGACAAGGCCCCUGAAGGCGACGUUCCUCCUGCAGAUGAGGAAGCCGAACAGGAACUUCCAACGGAAACUGCGGAUAAGCCUGUUGUCGAAGACAAAGAAAAUGCCGCAGCAGAGACGUCUGAUCAGCCCACAGAGCCAGAGGCUGAUGCAGGCGAAGUUACUAGCGCUGAUACUGAGCCAAAGCUCGAGACAACUGAGCCAGCGGAGACUUCCUUAGAAGCAGAUGCACCUAAGUCUUUGGAUGCUGAGGCAACUGCAUCUGUCGUUGCGAUUGGUGACGCUAGCGAGCAAACCGAACCUGCAGAGCCUGCUGAGAUCACUGAACAGCUCCCAGUCGUUGAUACUGUUGAUCAGACACUAGAGCCGGCCGACUCGGCUGAAGCUUCUCAGGAUGUUACAGCUACCAACGACCAAGCCGCCACUGAAGCUGAUCCAGGAUCAGAGGAGCUACAAGUCGAGCCGGCUGCUGUUCCGGCAGAGGAUUCCUCCGCAAUUACAGCAGAAGCGCCAAUCCCGGCUGAGGAUCUUGCUCCAACUGUAGAUGCUACUGAUUCGCAACCGAACGAGACCGCUACUGACCAGGCCCCUGCAAGUGACGAGGUGCCAACCGUCGAGGAGACCAAAGAACCAAGUUCAGAAGACGUCAAGCCCAGUGAAGCUGCGGUCGCCGCAGAGGCUGUUGAUCAUUCUGAGACAUCUCCAGUAGACGACACUCAGGAUACUUGUGAUGAUCAGCCGACUGCUCAUGAGAGUGCCGCAGGCGCGAGCAAAGAUGAGCCAGCCACUGAGUCUGUUGACCUUGGUGCAACCGCAGUGUCAGAUGCCCCUGCAACGGAGACUGUCGAUGCAGACAAGGACAUGGCGGAGAGUGAACUCGCCAUACAACCCGCCACAGAUGAUGCCAUCGCCGAGCCUGUUAUUGAGGAACCGGCUGUCGAAGAGCCGUCGGUAGUCGAAGAUACAAUCGCAGCGGUUGAGCCCGAUCCUCAGGAUGUCACUGCAGCUCCAGAUGAAAACCUCGAUGAUGCUGUCGAUAAAGCUGUCAAUGAGCCUGCACUCGCGGAUGCCCCUGCAGACACCCAAGCUUCUGAGGGGCAGGAAGAGAGCCCGGCAGCACCCGAACCGGCUACCACGUCAGAAGAAGUUGAGGCUACCGCUGAUCAAACCGUUGCUGUCCAAGAGGCCCCAGAGCCGAUAGUCGAGGACUCCAUUGCGCAUAUCGAUGGCGAUAGCCCUGCGGAAGCCGACGUGGAAUCAAGCACCAAGGUUGACGCUGCCAACACUGAAGCAGAAAUCCUGGCUUCAGCGGAGGUUGAAGAAAACAAAGAGCCAGAAACUCCAGCUGCCGAGGCUGCACCGGAGGUCGCAGCAGAGUCCGCGCCAGAGCCUGAAGCGGCGGCUGAUGUGGACGAAGGUGCUGCCAAAGAAGUGGGCGACAAGUCACUUGAUGCUUCUGAAGCAGUCCAACCCCCUGUCGAGGUCGAAACUGUUGAGCCACCUGUUGAAGCGGAUGCCGCGACCGAGGAAAAUGCUACCGAUGCCAUCCCUGAGGAACCUUCUAACACGACAGACCCUGUUGCUGAGGCUGCUGUCGACAGCGUUGAGGUUAACGACGCGGGCGCUAUUAGCCAAGAGGUUGAAGAUGGGCCAGCAGCAGCUGAAGCAGUUGCCAGCGAGUCGCUGGUCGAAGAAAGUAAAGCCGUCGAAGACCCAGCUGCUGAAGCUGAAGUUGAAGCCGCGGUCGAACCCGCAGUCGUCGAGGAACCUGAAGCUUCCGAAGAGUCCCCCAUUGACGAGACAGUUGUUGACCCAGCUGCAGCAAGUGAAGGCGGAGUGUCUCAUGAGGAAACCAUAGAUAAAGAUGCAGCUGAAGCCGCUGUGGAAGCAGCCGCUGUCAGUGAUCUGGUUCAGACGGAAGCACCAGAGGAGACAGCGGCAGGAGAGGAAAGCAUUGAUAACAAGGAGACUCAGGCUGAAGUCCCGGUUCCGGCCCAAGAGCACGAACCAGAGGCCGACAUUGAGGAACCGGCAGAAGCCGCCGAAGUCGUGGAGGUGCAGGCAGCCACAGAGACCGACGUUGAGGAAUCGGCAGAAGCUGCCGAAGCCGUGGAGGUGCAGGCAGCCACAGAGGCCGAGUCGCAGGCGGGUCAAACCGCCGGCGAAAGCUUGCCAAGUGAAUCCGAGCCCGAACCAACUCCCGACGUUGCCAGUGCGCCAGUUCCCGCCCUGACUGAUGAACCCACCUCUGAAGAUGCUCCCGAGGGAGAGGCUCGUCAAGAAACUGUGGAAGACGAUUCUGUCGAAGAGGACGAAAAGUUCAACGCGAAGGAUUCAGCAAUAGCAGCCGGUGCUGCAGCAGCUGUUGGGGCAGCUGGACUAAUGGCCGCACGCGCGAUGUCGUCCAAGGACAAAGGCGAGCAGUCCGAAGCACAGCGCAGUGUCGAUACAGAAAAACCCAAGAGGCCGACCGUCAAGCUUGUUAGUUCAGGCACGCAGACCGAUAUUGUACGGCCCAGAACUCCAUUCGGGCUUACGGCAACCGGCUCAAGCGAUCCGAUCAGGGCACCGACGCCUGGUGUGGUGCUCCCAGAUCUCAAGGACGAACCUGCUCGACAAAUGAGCAAGGCGAGGAGCCUGAGAAGACAGCGUAAGCUCUCCAUCCAGAAUGCUGAGGAGAUUGUUGCCACUGCCGUCAUCCUCUAUGCCACUUGUGAUGUUCUGAGCCCCAAGGGAUCCCCGCGCUUGACGCCUACCGGAAGCCCCGUCCAGGGUUACGGAUGGUGUGACGUGGGAACAAACCCUUUCUCUCUGAGUCCAGAGAGGUCAAUGGCGGCGGAAUAUCCAGUGAAGAGGAGCAGGGACCGUGACAUGGACCAGGCACUUCGCGAUUCCGUUGCUGACCUCUUUGCAGACGAUAAACGAUCUGUGGCGGACCCCGAGUCUCCGCGGACACCGCGCAGCGGCCAUCACCAUCGUUCGAGCCACCACUCUUCCCGAUCAAGCCGCACUCCCAGGGAAGACCGAACCCCCAGGGAAGAACGCACCCCAAGAGAUGAGAAUGGCGACGAAAAGAGACACCAUCGUAGGAGCCGCCCCGACCACCAUCGCGAUGCUUCGGGCUCUAUGUCUUCGCCAUCACACAAACCGAGACGCCAGGAUAGUGGAUAUUCGGAGGAGUCCCACUCUCGGAAACACCGAACUCCCGAAGAGCAGCAAGAGUACGAAAGGCGUCGCGCUGAGCGUCACGCUGCCCGCUCCGCUGAGGAGCAACAGGAACACGAUAGGCGGCGUGCUGAGCGUCAUGCCGCUCGUGCGCUACGUGAAAAGGAAAGAGGCCACGGUUCACCCACGCCGACUCCUACCUCCCCGCCUGUGAGCACCAGCGGCGACAGAGCACGGUCGAGGCGACACAGCCACAGGUCUGCAGCACGGGAAGAGAUGCCACCACCUCCACCGCCAAAGACUAGCUUAUUCGGCUCGAGCAAGAGUCGUCACUCCAAGCCUGCUGAUGGUGUCGAUUAUUCCUAUGGUACGGGUGACAUCCCGCCUCCUCCUGCUCGCAGCAGCAGCAUGAGGAGAGAUCGAGACCACUCGAGUUUCCCUCCGCCUCCGCAAGAACCCCUUCCGGAGCGUUCACACACCACCAGGUCGCGGCACCGAUCCAGCCGCGCGACUGAAGAUGCCAACACCUUGCGCAAACUGGCAAAAGCCCGCGAAAAGGUAGCCGAGGAGGCUCGGCGUGCCGCUGAAGAGUCCGGCUCGGGGAGGUCCUCCCAAGACUUUGCACGGUCGAGGCGGACCUCUCGGGAUGCCGUGCGUCCCGUGCGGGCAAGCUACGAGCAUUCGGCUCGCGAGAGCCCCACAGUUCGCUCGAUUGACAAGACCAAGGACGACCUGGAGCAGCCGCGCGAAGAGGCGCUUCACCGUCGGACUCGGUUCGAGAAGAGGGAGCAGCUCCAGAGGCGGGCAACCACUGCAGGGCGCGCGGAGCGUGAUAAAGAAGAGAUAGCAGAUGCUGAGGAAGAGUCUGAUCACGUCAAGGACAAGAAGGAGAAGAAGGGAGGCUUCCGGUCCGUGUUCAAGAGACUGUUUACGUCGUGA
Pyricularia grisea is the source of this 9699-nucleotide messenger RNA. RefSeq lists its product as uncharacterized. The record is from RefSeq and is a predicted model, not a curated record. Lineage: Eukaryota; Fungi; Ascomycota; Sordariomycetes; Magnaporthales; Pyriculariaceae. The transcript has 2 exons. The coding region runs from base 1 to 9699 and encodes 3232 amino acids.